UGCCACUGUGGCGAUGGCUCCACGGCUUCUCCUGACUGGCUGCAUGACCCCGGCGGCUCCUUCUGGCAACAUCAUGACAACAGAGAAGAGUUUAGUGACUGAGGCUGAAAAUUCACAACACCAACAGCAGAAGGAAGAGGGUGAGGGAGCUACAAACUCAGGCCAACAAGAAACUCAGCUGGAAGAGGCUUCCCAAGCAGCCGCUGAGGGAGAUAAUCAGUGUGAGCAGAAGCUGAAAACAUCUAAUGGAGACACUCCUACACGUGAAGACUUGACCAAGAACAAGGAGCGGACGUCAGAAAACAGGGGCCUGUCACGGCUGUUCUCCUCAUUUCUCAAAAGGCCUAAAUCUCAGGUGUCUGAGGAAGAAGGCAAAGAGGUAGAGUCAGCUAAAGAGAAAGGUGAAGGAGGUCAGAAAGAAAUAGAAUUUGCAACCAAUCUUGAUGAAGAGAUUAUUCUGAAGGCCCCAAUUGCAGCUCCUGAACCUGAACUCAAAACAGACCCAUCCUUGGAUCUUCACUCAUUAAGCAGUGCAGAAACACAGCCUGCUCAGGAAGAACGCAGAGAAGAUCCAGAUUUUGAAACUAAGGAAGAAGGAGGAGUUGAAGAGUGCUCUAAAACCGAAGUGAAAGAAGAAAGUCCUGAAUCAAAAGCAGAAAGAGAAAUAAAAGUUUCCCAGAAAUCAAUCAGAAGACACAGAAACAUGCAUUGCAAGGUUUCUUUGUUGGAUGAUACAGUUUAUGAAUGUGUUGUGGAAAAACAUGCAAAAGGACAAGAUUUGCUUAAACGAGUGUGUGAGCACCUCAACCUUUUGGAAGAAGACUACUUUGGUCUAGCCAUUUGGGAUAACGAAACCUCCAAGACAUGGCUGGACUCUGCCAAAGAAAUAAAAAAGCAGGUUCGUGGUGUCCCUUGGAAUUUCACAUUUAAUGUAAAGUUUUAUCCACCUGACCCAGCACAGUUAACAGAAGAUAUAACAAGAUAUUAUUUAUGUCUUCAACUUCGGCAGGACAUAGUUGCAGGACGUCUGCCUUGUUCCUUUGCAACCUUAGCAUUAUUAGGUUCUUAUACCAUCCAGUCUGAGCUGGGUGACUAUGACCCAGAACUCCAUGGUGCGGAUUAUGUUAGUGAUUUUAAACUGGCCCCAAAUCAGACCAAGGAACUUGAAGAGAAGGUCAUGGAACUACAUAAAUCAUACAGGUCCAUGACUCCAGCUCAAGCUGACCUGGAAUUUCUUGAGAAUGCCAAAAAGUUGUCUAUGUAUGGUGUUGACCUUCAUAAAGCAAAGGACUUGGAGGGAGUGGAUAUCAUCCUAGGCGUCUGCUCCAGUGGCCUUCUGGUUUACAAAGAUAAACUGAGAAUUAACCGCUUUCCUUGGCCCAAAGUGCUGAAGAUUUCUUAUAAACGGAGCAGCUUUUUCAUCAAGAUUCGUCCUGGAGAGCAAGAACAAUAUGAAAGUACCAUUGGAUUCAAACUUCCCAGCUACCGAGCAGCUAAGAAAUUAUGGAAAGUCUGUGUAGAGCAUCAUACAUUUUUCAGACUGACAUCUACAGACACCAUUCCUAAAAGCAAAUUUCUUGCACUGGGAUCCAAAUUUCGAUACAGUGGUCGAACUCAGGCUCAGACCAGGCAAGCUAGUGCUCUGAUUGACAGGCCUGCUCCUCACUUUGAGCGUACAGCAAGCAAGCGGGCAUCCCGGAGCCUUGACGGAGCGGCUGUCGAUUCAACAGACCGAAGUCCUCGGCCCACUUCUGCACCAGCCAUUGCUCAGAGUCAGGACACAGAAGGUAGAGUGCCAGGUGCACCUGCUAAGAAAACAGGGGUUUCUAAAGAACAGAAGGAAACAGUACAGGUGGAAGUAGAAAAGGAAGACGUGCCACCUGAGCAAGCUGAGCUAGCAUCCACAGAAAUUUGGAAGGUGGAAAAAACCCACAUCGAGGUCACAGUACCCACCUCAAAUGGUGACCAAACACAGAAGCUUGCAGAAAAAACUGAAGAUCUGAUAAGAAUGAGGAAGAAAAAGAGAGAGAGACUAGAUGGUGAAAACAUUUAUAUCAGACAUAGCAAUUUAAUGUUGGAGGAUUUAGACAAAAGUCAAGAAGAGAUCAAGAAACAUCAUGCCAGCAUCAGUGAGCUGAAAAAGAACUUCAUGGAAUCUGUACCAGAACCACGGCCUAGUGAAUGGGACAAACGCUUAUCUACUCACUCUCCAUUCCGAUCACUUAACAUCAAUGGCCAAAUCCCCACAGGAGAAGGAGUGAAGAAAACCUCUAUCCUUCCCUCGGAAAGAAAGAAUAUAAAUGGCAUUCGCACAGAGGAGGCGGCUGCCGUGACAAAGGGGCCAUCUACCAGCCCUGACUCUGAAUGGGAGGGCCCCAAGCAUUCAGUAAUUCCUAGUAAGAGCCAAAUGACCACCCCGUCGGAGUCUCCACAAAGCUUUGAUUUUGGCUCCCUCUCCAUAAGCAGCAAGGAGACAGAAGAGAAGGAGCAGGGGGAAGCUGACUAUCUUGAUAUUAAGGAAAUGUCAAGAGGCUCAAGUGGGGACUGUAUAGGAGUGGAGGAACAGGCCAGUGCCUUAAAGUUCUCAGUAUCACCAGCUUCCUCUCAGCUGCAACUUGGUGAAAAAGAGGCAAAGAGUAGUGAAGAACAUGUUACACCAGGAGAGCCACUUGGGAAGCAAAAUGGAUCAUUUCUUGACUCUUGUGUGGGUACCCAGUUCCCCACCCUCAUUCGAAGUUUCCAGCCUCCCCUGGUGAAGACUCAGACCGUCACCAUCUCAGAUACUGCCAAUGCUGUGAAAAGUGAAAUCCCAACCAAAGACGUCCCUAUUGUCCACACCGAGACCAAGACCAUCACCUAUGAGGCUGCUCAGACCGAUGACAGCAAUGGGGACUUGGACCCAGGAGUCUUGCUGACAGCUCAGACCAUCACAUCUGAGACCACUAGCAGCACCACCACAACUCAGAUUACCAAGACUGUAAAAGGUGGGAUAUCAGAGACCCGGAUUGAAAAGAGAAUUGUGAUCACAGGAGAUGCCGACAUUGACCAUGAUCAGGUCCUCGUACAGGCCAUCAAGGAGGCAAAGGAGCAGCACCCAGACAUGUCAGUGACCAAGGUGGUCGUCCAUCAGGAGACCGAAAUCUCUGAGGACUGAGCUCAGGAAUCAUUUACCCCCAAUUCCCUGCCCGUCUCCCAUCCAAGAGAAAUGAUAAAGAAGCUAAACUGCAAUAGUCAGACUUCAGACUUUCAAGAUUAUUAUAAACCACCAGAAAAUUAAUUUCAUUUUCUAUUUGGAGUUUAUACCAACAGAGUCUUCUAGACAUCACCGAUCCUUUUGAAUGCCUUUUUCUAUAUUGUGAUACCAGAAAUUGUUCAACUUUUCACUGUCUGGACUGUUUUUAAAGAGCUUUUGGGUUUUUUAUGGGGUGGUUUGUAAUCCCCUCCAUCUAGCCUCUCCCCGUUAAUUUCCAACCCAGAUGCUGACAGGGCCCACAGAAUUCUUCUGGAAAUCCUCCAAAGACUCUGUCAGCUAUGUUGGGGGCCAAAGCCAGCUUAAUGGGGCUGCCCUGCUCCUUUCCUAGUUUUUAUACCCUUUGGAUGACAGCAGAAACUUCAAAAACCAGCCCUUUCUGAGAGCCAAUCAUGUGACUUCACCAGAAUGUCAGGCAGGGUGCUGCCCUGAUCCACAGACCCCAGGAAAGUGUCCCUGUCCAUUUGUAGAGGGUGGUUUUGGUGAGGCAGAGACCUCUGCUAAGAAUGUAGUAUUACUUUUCCUUCCUCCCUCCUGUUCUUUCUUUUCGGAGCUUCUUUAGAUCAAAGAUGUGAGAUGUUGCUCAGCUAUAUCUGAUACUGUGAAUGUUUUAAAAGAUCCGUGGCCUUCACCUUCCUGCGCCCCCUUCCUUUUACCUCAUCAGAAAUAGUGGCUCUGCUGAGUGCUCCCCCCACCUCCCAUCUCAGGAGACCAAAACUCACGGAAAAAUAGGCACUUUUGGCCAAAAGCACUAAUGGCACAUUUUUAGUGAUGAUUUGGGCAAAGAAAGUGAAUGAGGUUUUUGAAAGGUUUUCUAGUUCUGGGAAUGUGCACUUCACAGAACGGUGGGCUUUACCUCAGUCAGAUCCUGCUAAGAAGUAUUUCCAGGUGACCAUCCCUGGGCCUCUUCUUUAAACCUGGGAAGCUAAGGAGUGUGGCUCAGAGAGGAGAGAGUGUUCCCCUCCCUGUCUUCUUACACCAGCACCUGCCUGCAGGCACCCUUUGGGGGCAAGGGAAUUGGCUUUUAGGGGCUAUUCUUCCCACAAGACCCCAUGUGCCAAGGGGCACAAGCACCAGCUCUGCUCAUUCUCACUCACCAUCUGAGGUCUGGCAGGUUUUGUAGGCUUGAUUUUUAUGGUGGAUUUGAGUUUAAUUCUUUUGGCUUGGUUUUGAAAAUGAAGGUUGAUGUCCCAAAUCCACCAUUCCUGGUACAGGUACGGUAUUUUUAUUCCGUAGGGCUCCUCUAAUCGUCCAACUUGCCUCUCACAGACAGAUCUGCCUGGAAGUUCUUAGAAUCCUAAUUCUGGGACAGAAGUGAAUUCAGAGACAGACGGUGGGUCAGAGCCCACAGCCACUGGGGGCUGCAGGGCCGCGAGCAAGAGAAGUCUAACCGCUCUUACUCCUCUGCCCCCCACAGCGGGGGCCGGCGGCGUGUCUAAAGUGUCUGCUGGCUGAGUUUUGUUCAGACAGACUCAGCUGGUUUGAACUUACUUCAGGUGUGUGCAUUUUCCUUUUAGUAACCAUGUGAGAUUGUUAUUAAGCAGAAUGCCGCUCUCUCUGGGGAGGUACAGGAAGAGCUCAGGUGGGACAUGUGACAGGCUUGGGGAGAUUGUCCUGUCUCAGGAACAGACUUGGAGCCUGUGGGCAUAGGUCUGAAUGUUGAUGGGGCUUUCUGGUUGGUGCCCAGGCCUGGAUGGUCCAGUUCACAUCAAACAAGCAUACUGGCUCACUUUCCCAGUGGCCGGCUGUCCUGGUGAAAGCCACUGUGGCUCCCAAAGCUGCACUUGUGGAAUGAAAGAGGGUCGGGGAGAGGAGGAAGGCAUAGCAAGCGCAUUAGAAAUCUGGCGCACUGAAUGUUCUGUGCUAUCCAGAUCAGUGUGGCAGCUUUCAGAGCAAAGGACCACAAAUCAGGGGCCUCACCUUUCCCUCAGCUCUGUCACCAACUUGCUAUACUUCUUGCUGCUUCCUUGUCUAUCAACUGGACCAGAAGAUCUAUAACGCCCUUUUAGCCCUGAAGAGUCGUGAUGUGGACAAGCUAGUAUGAGGGGGGUCCUUCCAAGCCUCUUUCCCUUUCCUCCUUCUCUGGCAACAGAUCCCGGGGUUUGGCAAUAGUUUGGAUUUUUUCUUCUUCCUGCAAAGGGGGUGUGUGUGUGUGUGUGUGUGUGUGUGCGCGCGCGCGAAGAAAAACAGGCUCUGUCCAGGUGGGAGAAGGGAGGGGGGGACUUGGCAGCAGUUUUCCUAAAGUGACUCAGACAUACCACAGUAACAACUUUCAUUGCGAUUUUAUUUUUAUUUCACUUGAGAAAUAAAGACUUCCUCUUAGCCGCAUGAGGUCUCUGCCACCCACCCACUCACCAAGCUGGACCUGCAUUUAUAAGCUGAGGGCCCACAAAGCCUGGCUGCAGGGACCUGUCAGGGCACCUUCGCCGCCCUUCCCAGGCCCUCCGCCGUGUGUUCUGCAGGGCAGCUGAGGGUGAGGGGACAACAGCCGCCUUGGGAAAUGGAGCCAGAGCUAUGGCCUGACCAACACCGAGGAAUGAUCAUAGGAAAUAUCUGCCCAGGAUCUCAGCCCCAGGCUGGUGGUUUUACAAAUCUCUCUCAAAUGUAUUAUUUUGGUGAGAAAAAUGAAGGAGCUUUGUAAAAUUUUUAAAAAUUAUGAAUCAUAUCAAGUAGUUUACAUUUCUUGACAAAAUAGGAACUAUGGCAGCAGAAUCAAAUUGGCAAAAUCCUUAGAUUAAAUAGGCAAUAAUUAGGUCUGCUGUUCUGGCCUUUCGUAGUAAGAGAAGUGGCUGUAGUGUUUAGAUAUGUGUUUGGUCUUGCUUCUUGUACUGCAUUUUUUCAAUAAACUUUAAAAAAAAAAAAAAAAGGACUGAAUCUGUGAGGAUUGAUCAGCUUUUAAAGUUCUCUUCC
This is a messenger RNA of Pteronotus mesoamericanus, 6160 nucleotides long. It is a transcript of the gene EPB41, whose product is annotated as erythrocyte membrane protein band 4.1. Lineage: Eukaryota; Metazoa; Chordata; Mammalia; Chiroptera; Mormoopidae. The coding region runs from base 14 to 3154 and encodes 1046 amino acids. Gene Ontology annotation, biological process: cortical actin cytoskeleton organization. The transcript is spliced from 23 exons. Gene Ontology annotation, molecular function: actin binding; structural molecule activity. Gene Ontology annotation, cellular component: plasma membrane; cytoskeleton. The record is from RefSeq and is a predicted model, not a curated record.